CUUUACUUCCUAAUAGUUCUAAUUCUAUUGUUAUAUUAAUAUAUUGAUUUAUUAUUGUUCUCAUAUAAAGAAUAGAGGAAUUAGAACACGUUGCAUCCUGUAAUGGGGUUGAAAUCGUGGCUACUUCGAUUAAGAACGGUAAUGAACAACAAUAAAGAAAAUAAUCACAGCACAAGAAACGAUGCAAAAUUCGAUUUAUUUUCCGAAUUGAAAAGAAAGUUACAAGACAAUUCGCAAUCAUCUAAAUCUACAGAUAAAUUAUUAGCCUGGCUAAAUUCAGAUAACGAUCAUGUUUUGUGUCAAGAAGCAACUCAGAAAAUUCAGAAAGUGGUUGAACUACCUGCCGAGACAUUUUCGAAGAAAUCCUUAGAAUACGCGAGAGCCAUUUUUCACGACGAAACUUUGAUUAUUUAUCAACCUAGCGUAGAACAUAUUUCAAUUAUUCAAUCCGAAAUAAAAGAAACUCAAUUACAGGAGACUUCUGCCGAAUCUAUAAUUAAAACAGAAAAUUAUUUACAAAAUGAUCAAAUAAUUAAGAAACUUCCAGAAGGAAUAGGAAACAAAAACGAUGGAGAAAAUAAUUCGAAAAUAUCCGAAACAGAAGAAUUAACGGAAGAAGAAUCAUUGACUAAUAUCACUGAAAUAUUUACAGAAAAUCUUGAGAUAAUUUCACUAGGAAAAUGUUUACAAGAUCAGUAUCAAAAAGAGAAUAUUACAGACAAAAGUACAUAUAUAUAUGACGACGUAAUGUUUUCAUCAACAAAUCAAAUCCAGAAUAAAAUAUUCGACCACAACGCCAUUGCAAAUCAAGACGAUAUAAAUAAUUCAGGAAGUUUUGUUUCUGAAAAUCAUAGCGCAAUAUCUGAUACAGAGAGUAAUUACCUCAAUGUUGAGAAGAUAGAAAAUUUAAAAACUGAAAAGUCUUUUGAUGUAAAUGACAACGAUAGCAACAAUUCGAACGUUACAGAUAUAAAACGUGAUGAUUCGUUAUUAAACGAAGAAAAGCAUACUUCAUUUCCUUCUGGAUCAGACGUGUUUGAAGACUGGCAUCUAUCAUUUAUCGAUGAGGAUAAACCUAUUUUCGAUCUUGAAGAAAUUCUAUCCCCAAUCGAUAAAUUAAAGGAAGAAGAACAUCAUUGAAAAAAGUAUUCGAUUCUAUAAUUUAUCAAGAACAUGAAAAUUUUUGAUACUGAAUUUAAAAAGCUAAUAAAAAAUCGGACAUUUUAAAUCAUAUUAUUGAAUUGCCAUUUUA
This is a messenger RNA of Centruroides sculpturatus (bark scorpion), 1252 nucleotides long. RefSeq lists its product as uncharacterized. NCBI's taxonomy places the organism in Eukaryota, Metazoa, Arthropoda, Arachnida, Scorpiones, Buthidae. The transcript is spliced from 3 exons. Bases 103 to 1140 code for a protein of 345 amino acids. The record is from RefSeq and is a predicted model, not a curated record.